Messenger RNA from Fomitiporia mediterranea MF3/22, 162 nucleotides. RefSeq lists its product as uncharacterized. The record is from RefSeq and is a predicted model, not a curated record. The transcript is spliced from 3 exons. The annotation marks the transcript as partial. NCBI's taxonomy places the organism in Eukaryota, Fungi, Basidiomycota, Agaricomycetes, Hymenochaetales, Hymenochaetaceae.
AUCUAUUGCGUGAGCCAUAGGUGCAAGUUUAGCCCAAACCAUCCUAUCGACUGCCUCCCGCCCAACUGUCAGCGAACAUGUUGGCAAUAUCGUCAAUAUCCAGAGCAGUACAGUCCACAAAUUGACUCAGUUUGCCCUGCAUGCGCGGGCAGGCGUUACUGA